GCACCAUUCUAGAUCUUUAUCAACAAGCUACACAUAAAACAAAGUACAUUACUAAAUAAUAAAACAAGGUGUUAAUUAUUGUAAAUAAAUACCACAUCCAGUAGUGUUUUCAGGUCUGACAAAAUUAAUUCAACAUAAGUCAAAUCACAGACCGCGAAAAUGUCAGCACAUUUCCACCAAAACGCGAAACGUAACUGUAGUUUGAAGAAAAAUGGACCAGCAGCUCGAAAACAAAAUACAAGAAUGGUUAAAAUGGGACAGAAAUGAUAAGACUUCUUCUGAAAUCAAAACAUUGGCUAAAGAAAAGAAGUAUGACGAACUUUCGAAGGUACUACUUGAUCGUCUAUCUUUUGGUACUGCUGGUUUGAGGGGAAGAAUGGGUCCAGGAUAUGCCGCUAUGAACGAUUUAGUUAUAAUUCAAACGGGACAAGGGCUACUUAAAUACUUAGAACACUGUGAUAAAGAUUUGUUACAUAAGAAUGGGAUUGUGAUUGGGUACGAUGGGCGACAUAAUAGCAGAAGGUGGGCAGAAUUGACAGCAGCGAUUUUCCUACAUGCUGGUCACCCUGUGAGACUUUUCAGUAAAAUAGUACCGACACCCUUUGUACCAUUUGCUGUCUCAAAGUAUAAAAGUGCGAUAGGGGUCAUGGUUACGGCUUCGCAUAAUCCCAAAGAGGAUAAUGGAUAUAAAGUUUAUGGUCCUAACGGGUCACAAAUUAUUUCUCCGGUGGAUAAAGACAUCCAGAGAAAUAUUUUAGACAAUUUGGUACCACUGGACUCUUCAUGGGACACAACAGUAUUAAAAAGUGACCUUCUAACAGAUCCCCUUAGUGAAAUUUUAAAAGACUAUUUAAAUGUAAUAAACGAUACAAUUUUGCCUGAGCAUCGAGAACUUAAUAAAAAGGCCAAAGUACUUUUUACUUAUACUGCAAUGCAUGGGGUUGGUUACAAUUAUGUUAGACAAGUUUUCGACAUGAUUGGUGUUGCAAUGGUACCAGUGCAGGAACAAAAAGACCCUCAUCCUGAUUUUCCCACAGUAAAAUUCCCCAAUCCCGAGGAAGGCAAAAGUAGCUUAGAUCUCUCAUUCAAGACAGCAAACGAGAAUGGGAGCCACGUGAUUAUUGCUAAUGAUCCUGAUGCCGAUCGUAUGGCGGCUGCUGAGAAAAAUUCAAAGACUGGUGAAUGGAAAGUUUUCACAGGAAACGAGUUGGGAGCUCUUCUGGGUUGGUGGUGUUUGUUCUGUUUCAAAACCAAAUACCCUGAAGAAAAUUUACAAAACGCGUAUAUGCUUAGUAGUACUGUAAGCUCUAUGAUUUUGCGUUCCAUGUCAAAGAAAGAAGGAUUCAAUUUUAUUGAGACUUUGACCGGUUUCAAAUGGAUGGGCAACAAGAUGUAUGACCUGUUGAAACAAGGGAAGAAAGUGAUUUUUGCUUUUGAGGAAGCUAUAGGUUUCUGUUGUGGUACUGCUGUUUUGGAUAAAGAUGGUGUUUCGGCGGCUUUUCAACUGGAUACCUUGACUUCAUAUUUAGCAAUGCAAAAUAAGUCUUUAACCGAUAAAUUGGAAGAGAUUUAUGCUGAAUAUGGGUACCACGUGUCGCUGAAUUCAUAUUUCAUUUGUCACGAUGCGGAAAAAAUUAAGAGGAUUUUUGACAGGAUGAGGAAUCUUAACGGAAAAGCUUACCCAUCUGCAAUUCUUAAUAAUAAGUAUAAAAUUACUACAAUUAGGGAUUUAACUACCGGUUAUGAUAAUGGCCAACCUGACAAUAAAGCUAUAUUGCCGGUGUCUAAAAGUUGCCAAAUGAUAACUUUCAAUUUUUCAAAUGGUCUUGUUUGCACACUUAGGACUAGUGGGACUGAACCGAAAGUUAAAUAUUACACGGAAAUGUGUGCCGAAGCUGGAAAUACAAAUCGUGAAGGUAUUGUAGCAACUUUAAAGGAAAUGGUAGAUGCGAUCGUUGAAGAAUUUUUGCAACCUAUUCAAAAUGGGCUAAUUUCAAAAUCGGAUUAAAUAAAUAAACAUUCCAAUUCUUGCACCAUAGAUUAUAGAAUUCCAAAAUGUGAUGACUUAUUGAUAUACUUAAAAUGGCAUCUUUGUAUGUUGUUUUUAAAUUAUACCUACAUUAGUAGAAUAAAAUUACAUUUUUUUGUUUU
This is a messenger RNA of Tribolium madens (black flour beetle), 2151 nucleotides long. Its product is annotated as phosphoglucomutase-2. The record is from RefSeq and is a predicted model, not a curated record. Gene Ontology annotation, molecular function: magnesium ion binding; phosphopentomutase activity. Gene Ontology annotation, biological process: carbohydrate metabolic process; purine ribonucleoside salvage. The coding region runs from base 212 to 2008 and encodes 598 amino acids. The transcript has 7 exons. Lineage: Eukaryota; Metazoa; Arthropoda; Insecta; Coleoptera; Tenebrionidae.